GUUGCUAUCAAGAUCAUAGACAAGAGCCAGCUAGAUGAAGAAAACUUGAAGAAGAUAUUCCGGGAAGUUCAAAUUAUGAAGAUGCUUUGCCACCCACAUAUCAUCAGGCUUUACCAGGUUAUGGAGACAGAACGGAUGAUUUAUCUGGUGACAGAAUAUGCUAGUGGAGGGGAAAUAUUUGACCACCUGGUGGCCCAUGGCAGGAUGGCGGAGAAGGAGGCCCGUCGGAAGUUCAAGCAGAUCGUCGCCGCUGUCUUUUUUUGUCACUGUCGGAACAUAGUUCAUCGUGAUCUAAAAGCUGAGAAUUUGCUUCUGGACGCCAAUCUGAAUAUCAAAAUAGCAGAUUUUGGCUUCAGUAACCUUUUCACUCCUGGGCAGCUGCUGAAGACCUGGUGUGGCAGUCCUCCUUAUGCUGCACCUGAACUCUUUGAAGGAAAGGAGUACGAUGGGCCCAAAGUGGACAUCUGGAGCCUUGGAGUCGUCCUCUACGUGCUGGUGUGUGGCGCCCUGCCGUUUGAUGGGAGCACACUGCAGAAUCUGCGGGCCCGAGUGCUGAGUGGGAAGUUCCGCAUCCCAUUUUUUAUGUCCACAGAGUGUGAGCACUUGAUCCGCCACAUGCUGGUGUUGGACCCGAGUAAGCGCCUCUCAAUGGAGCAGAUAUGCAAACACAAGUGGAUGAAGUUAGGGGACAACGACCCCAACUUUGACAGGUUAAUAGCUGAAUGCCGACAGAUAAAAGAAGAAAGACAGGUAGACGUUUUGAAUGAGGAUGUCCUGUUGGCCAUGGAGGACAUUGGACUGGACAGAGAGCGGACACUACAGUCAUUAAGCACAGAUGCCUAUGAUCACUAUAGUGCAAUCUACCAUCUGCUGUGCGAUCGACAUAAGAGACAUAAAACCCUGCAUGUCGGAGGACCUCCCAGCAUGCCCCGAGCCAUGGCCUUUCAAGCACCAGUCAGUAUCCAGGCGGAGCAGGCGGGUACCACUAUGAACAUCAGCGUUCCGCAGGUGCAGCUGAUCAACCCAGAGAACCAGAUUGUGGAGCCGGAUGGGACGGUGAACUUGGACAGUGAUGAGGGUGAAGAGCCUUCCCCUGAAGCAUUGGUUCGCUAUUUGUCAAUGAGGAGGCACACAGUGGGUGUGGCUGACCCCCGCAUGGAAGUUAUGGACGAUCUGCAGAAGCUCCUACCUGGCUUUCCUGGAGUCAACCCGCAGGCUCCAUUCCUUCAGGUGGCCCCUAACAUGAACUUCAUGCACAACCUGUUGCCCACGCAAAAUUUGCAACCAACUGGGCAGCUUGAGUACAAGGAGCAGUCCCUGUUACAGCCGCCUCCCCUCCAGCUGCUAAAUGGAAUGGGUCCCCUUGGCCGACGGGCUUCAGAUGGAGGAGCCAACAUCCAACUACAUGCCCAGCAGCUGCUGAAGCGCCCACGGGGACCCUCCCCACUUGUCACCAUGACACCAGCAGUGCCAGCAGUUACCCCUGUGGACGAGGAGAGCUCGGACGGGGAGCCCGAUCAGGAAGCUGUGCAGAGGUACUUGGCAAAUAGGUCCAAAAGGCAUACACUGGCCAUGACCAACCCUACGGCCGAAAUCCCACCGGACCUACAACGGCAGCUAGGACAGCAGCCUUUCCGUCCCCGGGUCUGGCCCCCUCACCUGGUACCUGAUCAGCAUCGCUCUACCUACAAGGACUCCAACACCCUGCACCUCCCUACGGAGCGGUUCUCCCCUGUGCGCCGGUUCUCAGACGGGGCUGCCAGCAUCCAGGCCUUUAAAGCCCACCUGGAAAAAAUGGGCAACAACAGCAGCAUCAAACAGUUGCAGCAGGAGUGUGAGCAGCUGCGGAAGCUGUAUGGGGGGCAGAUUGAUGAGAGAGCCCUGGAGAAGACCCAGCAGCAGCACAUGCUGUACCAGCAGGAGCAGCACCACCAGAUUCUCCAGCAGCAGAUUCAAGAUUCCAUCUGCCCUCCGCAGCCCUCCCCGCCUCUUCAGGCCGCAUGUGAAAGCCAGCCAGCCCUCCUCACCCACCAGCUGCAGAGGUUAAGGAUUCAGCCUUCAAGCCCACCCCCCAACCACCCCAACAACCACCUCUUCAGACAGCCCAGUAGCAGCCCUCCCCCGAUGAGUGUGGGCCAGCCCCAUGGUGCUGCAUCUCCCUCCCAGUUCCAGGGCUUACCCUCCCGCAGUGCAGUCUUCCCACAGCAGCCUGAGAACUGCUCUCCUCCUCCCAGCGUGGCGCUCACCUGCCUGGGCAUGCAGCAGCCCACCCAGCCACAGCAGGUGACCAUCCAAGUGCAGGAGCCUGGCAGUGUGCUCAGCAACAUGCCGGGGGCAGCUGCAGGCUCCGUGGGGCGGGGCACCUCCAUCAGCCCCAGUGCCAGUCAAAUCCAGAUGCAGCACCGUGCCAACCUGCUGGCCACCUUCAGCUACGGGCAUCGGCCCUUGUCCAAGCAGCUGAGUGCUGACAGCGCAGAAGCCCACAGCUUGAACGUGAAUCGGUUCUCCCCUGCUAACUACGACCAGGCGCAUUUACACCCUCAUCUGUUUUCGGACCAGUCCCGGGGUUCCCCCAGCAGCUACAGCCCUUCAGCAGGAGUGGGGUUCCCUCCAGCCCACGCCCUGAAAGUCCCUCCACUUGACCAAUUCCCCACCUUCCCUCCCAGUGCACAUCAGCAGCCACCUCCCUAUCCCACGUCAGCACUACAGCAGGCCCUGCUGUCCCCCACGCCGCCAGACUACACGAGACACCAGCAGGUACCCCACAUCCUCCAAGGACUGCUCUCCCCCCGGCAUUCGCUCGCAGGCCACUCGGACAUUCGGCUGCCCCCAGCAGAGUUUGCACAGCUCAUUAAGAGGCAGCAGCAGCAGCGACAGCAGCAGCAGCAGGAGUAUCAAGAACUGUUUAGGCAUAUGAACCAGGGGGAUGCUGGGAGUCUGGCUCCCAAUCUUGCAGGACAGAGUAUGACAGAGCACCAGGCUUUACCGUAUCAAAAUGCUGACUCGUAUCACCACUGCCACACCAGCCCCCAGCAUCUUCUGCAGAUCAGAGCUCAAGAAUGUAUCUCCCAGGUUUCCUCAAACAGCCCUCCCCAGGGCUACGCUCAGCAGCCAGCACUCCCGCAUCCCGAGAGCAUGGAGGAGGAGUGCUCCUGCGUGGCAACCAAGGACGUCUUUCCAGACAGGCAGAGUUCAAGUGCAUUGACCAAAGGUUGCCACGACAGCUCUCUCCUCUUGAGUACUGGUGGACCUGGGGACCCUGAGUCUUUACUAGGAACUGUGAGCCACGCACAGGAAUUGGGGAUACAUCCAUACCGACAUCAGCCAACUGCUGCAUUCAGUAGAAAUAAGGUGACCAGCCGAGAGUCUGUCAGAGGGAGCUGCGUGGAGGGAAGCUCUCCAGGACCAGCCAUGGAGCUGCCAGAUCAUAAUGAGCUUGGGUUCCCGGCACGCCCCCCGGGUGGCGAGCACCACAGGCCCCGGACGCUGCAGAGACACCACACGAUCCAGAACAGCGACGAUGCCUAUGUGCAGCUGGACGACUUGCCCGGGAUGAGCCUCGUGGCUGGGAAAGCGCUGAGUUCUGCCCGCAUGUCCGAUGCCGUCCUCAGCCAGGCCUCGCUCACGGGGAGCCAGCAGCUCCCGGGCCGGGAGGAUGAGGAAUGUGGGGAGAGGUUAGGCCAUGAGCACCUGGACCUGACUGACGGCCAGCAUUUGAGCUCUUGCUACCCAUCCACGUGUAUAACAGACAUCCUGCUCAGCUACAAGCACCCCGAGGUCUCCUUCAGCAUGGAGCAGGCCGGCGUGUAACGGGAACCCACGGUCCGUGUGCAGCUCGGGAUAGAGGGAUAGAGUGAGACUAAACCAGCAGCAUCCAGCAGCAUCGCGCCUGCCCUCUCCCCUCCAGAGCGCUUGCUCCUUCCUCCGUCGGCUCUGUCAUGUGCUGCUCCUGUGGGCUCCGAGGGCCUUUUGCCAUGUUUGCUUGUAUGACCCACUCGCCCAGGAAAUAAACAGGAAAUCACGUUCACACCUUU
Myotis lucifugus (little brown bat) is the source of this 4034-nucleotide messenger RNA. It is a transcript of the gene SIK3, whose product is annotated as SIK family kinase 3. Gene Ontology annotation, cellular component: cytoplasm. The record is from RefSeq and is a predicted model, not a curated record. NCBI's taxonomy places the organism in Eukaryota, Metazoa, Chordata, Mammalia, Chiroptera, Vespertilionidae. Gene Ontology annotation, biological process: intracellular signal transduction; protein phosphorylation; microtubule cytoskeleton organization. The transcript has 24 exons. Bases 76 to 3810 code for a protein of 1244 amino acids. Gene Ontology annotation, molecular function: protein serine/threonine kinase activity; tau-protein kinase activity; ATP binding.